Sinocyclocheilus grahami is the source of this 939-nucleotide messenger RNA. RefSeq names its product GTPase IMAP family member 8-like. Bases 22 to 939 code for a protein of 305 amino acids. The record is from RefSeq and is a predicted model, not a curated record. NCBI's taxonomy places the organism in Eukaryota, Metazoa, Chordata, Actinopteri, Cypriniformes, Cyprinidae. Gene Ontology annotation, molecular function: GTP binding. The transcript is spliced from 3 exons.
UUUCAUACUUUAAUUUCAGAGAUGUCAGCGAUCAGCUCCAGUCCAGAUGAUCCAGAGAUCCGGAUUCUUCUGAUGGGCAGAUAUGGUUCUGGGCAAAGCUCAUCAGGAAACACCAUACUGGGAGAAAUUAUGUUUAAAGUUAAGAAACAUGAGACUGAAGUUUGUGAGUUUAAAACACAGAUUGAUGGGAAGCAGGUGUAUGUGAUUCAUUCUCCAGAUCUACGGCAUCCAGACCUGAAUAAAGAGAAGCUGAAGAUGAUGAAAGAGAAGCUGGUCUCUCGAUGUUCAGCAGGUAUCAGUGCAGUUCUGCUCACCGCUCCUCUAGAGCAACCUGUGCAAAAUGAGGAAGAGAUCCUGGAUUAUAUUAAAGACUUACUUGGUAUUGAAGUUCAGAAAUACAUGAUGAUACUGUUCACACAUGCAGAUGAACUAAAAAAGCUGGAUAAACCACAGACCAUUGAUGAAUAUCUACAACAUGAAAAGCAUGUGGAUCUCCGGCAACUGGUGAUUGAAUGUGGAGGAAGGUUUCACUGUUUCAAUAAUAAGAGUGAAUCAGACGAUCAGAUAGAAAAACUACUGCAGAAGAUUGAAACAAUGAUGAAGAAGAAUGGAGGGAAAUUUAUCAUGGAACGAAUGAGGAGGAGUGACAGUAAAAGUAAGUUGUUUUCAGGAGAGUCUUCAGCAAUAGAUCCAGAUGAUAUUGAUGUGAUUCCUGAGAAAAAAGACCAGAUCAGGCUGGUUCUGCUGGGAAAAACUGGAUGUGGGAAAAGUGCCACUGGAAACACCAUCAUCGGCAGAAACAUGUUUACAUUUUCAGCAGGUUCAAAAUCUCAGACCAAACUGUGUCAGUCAGAAACUAGAGUGAGGUUUGGUAAAGAGAUUACAGUGAUCGACACUCCUGGGGACAUGACUCGGUCACUCUCGACGUCAAGUCGGUGA